Messenger RNA from Cornus florida, 1699 nucleotides. RefSeq lists its product as uncharacterized. Gene Ontology annotation, molecular function: protein binding. The record is from RefSeq and is a predicted model, not a curated record. The transcript is spliced from 12 exons. Lineage: Eukaryota; Viridiplantae; Streptophyta; Magnoliopsida; Cornales; Cornaceae. Bases 102 to 1553 code for a protein of 483 amino acids.
UUCAAAAUCUGCUUUAACCAUCUUCAGAGCUCCUUCACAUUCGAGAAACGUCAAAGCGAGCGAUACGAGUUCUCUCUCUCUCAUCUCAACUUUCUCGAACAAUGGCUAGGGUUCCGAGCAAGCACGGUCGCGAUCAAGCUCUGGAUUUCGAGGGGUUUUUGAACGACUUGCAGGAUUGGGAGCUGUCGCGCCAGGACAAAGACAAGAAACUGAAACCUGAGGCUACUGGCAAGCAAAAGUUGGAGCGCCCUAUGCAAAGGGGUGGCGUGAGUAAUGCAAAUCAGAAGAUUGGAAUGACCAGUGAGGACAAAAGAAUUAUGGGGAAAACAUCCUCUGCUGAUUAUUCAAGUACUGCAAGACAUGAUUACUCGGGAAAUCUUGAUUCAAUCGGCAAUUUUUCAAGCAGUUUCAUGACUGAAGAGAGUUCUCCUGAUGCUGCUUCAGAGAAAGAGCUGGGUAACGAGUAUUUCAAGCAAAAGAAGUUUAAAGAAGCAAUUGACUGCUAUUCUAGGAGCAUUGCACUAUCACCAACAGCAGUAGCUUAUGCAAAUAGAGCUAUGGCUUAUCUUAAAAUCAAGAGAUUCCAAGAGGCUGAGGAUGACUGUACAGAGGCCUUAAAUUUGGAUGAUCGUUACAUUAAAGCAUAUUCACGCCGAGCAACAGCUAGAAAAGAACUUGGGAAACUUAAAGAAUCCAUUGAGGAUGCUGAGUUUGCACUGAGAUUGGAGCCUCAGAACCAAGAGAUUAAAAAGCAGUAUGCUGAAUCCAAAUCUUUAUAUGAGAAGGAGAUUUUUAGGAAGGCAUCUGGAGCUUUUAAAAGUUCAAAAGGAGUACAAAGUGCAGGAAAGCCAAAGGUGGGAGUGAAUGGACAUGUUCAACCUGUCUCAAGUGGUUCUCCAAGGACUAGAGUGGCUCCAAUUCAGGAGGAUCUUACUGAGGGCAUCGGUAGACAAGCUCCUGUGGAUACAUCUGUGUCUAUAGAGGACUCUACUAGUAAUAAUAUGAUAACCGAUGGAGAGAAAGGAGCUGUUUCUCAUGAAGGGGGCAUCCAAAACUCCUUGGAGAUUGUUAAGAAAAAUCAAAGAACUGGCAAACAAGAAUUAAUGGCAUCAUUGGAAGAGCUUGCUUCUCGAGCAGCUUCUCGGGCUAAUGCUGAAGCUGCAAAAAACAUCACGCCACCAAAUUCUGCUUAUCAAUUUGAGGUUUCUUGGCGAGGACUUUCUGGUGACCGUGCACUACAGACUCGCUUAUUGAUGACUAUAUCACCAGUUGCAUUACCACGGAUAUUUAAGAAUGCCUUGUCUGCUCCGUUACUAAUUGACAUUAUUAAGUGCAUCGCCACAUUUUUCAGUGAAGAAAUGGAUUUGGCUAUCAAAUAUUUAGAAAAUUUGACCAAAGUGUCAAGAUUUGACAUGCUCAUCAUGUGUCUUUCAUCCAAUGACCGGGCUGAUCUUGUCAAGAUAUGGGAUGAAGAAUUUUGUAGCAAGGCAGCCUCAACUGUGUACUCGGGUAUUCUUGCUGAACUGCGCCCAAGAUACGGCCUUAAAGAAUGAUAUGGGAGUGCGCUUCAGAUUGGUAUGAAACCGCAAAUGUUUUGUCAUUUCUGAAUCAUACUCCUUGUAAAUCAGUUAAUGUAAAAUGCUAUAAGAUGUUAAACUCUACCAACUAUCCAAUUUUAAAGCACUUUUUUACUGAGGUA